Messenger RNA from Mus musculus (house mouse), 26596 nucleotides. It is a transcript of the gene Gpc6, whose product is annotated as glypican 6. Gene Ontology annotation, biological process: cell migration; regulation of signal transduction. Lineage: Eukaryota; Metazoa; Chordata; Mammalia; Rodentia; Muridae. The coding region runs from base 1017 to 1964 and encodes 315 amino acids. Gene Ontology annotation, cellular component: Golgi lumen; extracellular region; plasma membrane. The transcript is spliced from 5 exons. The record is from RefSeq and is a predicted model, not a curated record.
UCCUAGGUUUCUUUUCUGCUCAUUUCUUCCCUGGCUUUGUGUUAGGUACACUGGGGCAAGAGCAACAAUUGGAAAUGCAAUAUUCUUUAUCUCCAGAAAAAUAUAGCGUGAUAACAUUUACUCUCCUCAAACACUUUGUCUUUUUUGGUGGUUUGUUUAUAUCAGGAAAGGGAACAUCUCGGAAGUGUGUGGAGGCCAUAAAGUGAUUGAGAAAAUAGGGACCUUUUGCUGGUAAUCUUUCCCCUCCUGCCUAGUGGCUCGCGAUCCAUUCCAGGUUUUGCGGCCGACUCUGCCUCUGAAUUUCGGCUGUGCACUGGGUAGCACGUUUCUCCCUCUCUCCCUCCCCUCCUUUCUCCUUCCCUCUUGCCUCCUGUGUCAGUCUCCAGGAUUUUCUCUCUUCCCAUUUCAAGAAGACUCUCACUGGCUCCCUCAGUCUAUGUGAAGCUGAGGUUUCCCCUCGAUCCCGUACAUCUCCAUCACAUACCUCCACGCACACACCUCCCCGAGAGCCCCGCGUUCACACCCACAAACACGCGCGCUCACACUCGCGCCGGCCUGUCCAUCUCCCUCGGGGUGGGGGGAGCCGGCGCGCGGUCCCACCUUCGUCGCGCACACUGGAUAGGCGAGCUCGCAGCGCUCCACGACUCUGCGGCUCGGAACUCGGACCGCAGGGCUGAACACCCCUACUGUGGUGUUUAAAAAAAAAAAAAGACAUUUCUUUGCCUUUUCCUCUUUUCUCCUCUUUCUCCAACGAUUUUCUACCGGAGUGGCUAGCGGAGCCGGCAGCCUUCCCAAGGCAGCCCUGGUUGGCUUGCCAUCCUCCAUCUGGCUUAUAAAAGUUUGCUGAGUGCAGUCCAGAGGUCUGCGCGGCUCGUCCCCUCGGCUGGCGGAAGGGGGUGACGCUGGGCAGCGGCUAAGGAGCGCGCCGCAGGCUCUGGCGGGCUUUCGGCUCGAGGGGCAAGGUGAAGAGCGCACAGGGAGCUGGGGGCUGCCGAGGUGGACUUGCAUGUUGCACCAUGCCUUCUUGGAUCCGGGCUGUGAUUCUUCCUCUCUCCGGGCUGCUGCUGACCCUCCCGGCCGCGGCGGACGUGAAGGCUCGGAGCUGCAGCGAGGUCCGUCAGGCUUACGGUGCCAAGGGAUUCAGCCUGGCGGACAUCCCCUACCAGGAGAUCGCAGGGGAGCACUUACGCAUCUGCCCUCAGGAAUAUACCUGCUGCACCACAGAAAUGGAAGACAAGCUGAGUCAACAGAGUAAACUGGAGUUUGAAAACCUUGUAGAAGAGACAAGCCACUUUGUGAGGACCACGUUUGUGUCGAGGCACAAGAAAUUUGAUGAGUUUUUCCGAGAGCUGCUGGAAAACGCAGAAAAGUCCCUAAAUGACAUGUUUGUCCGGACCUACGGGAUGCUGUACAUGCAGAAUUCAGAGGUAUUCCAGGACCUCUUCACUGAGCUAAAGCGGUACUACACAGGGGGUAACGUCAACCUGGAAGAGAUGCUCAAUGACUUCUGGGCUCGGCUCCUGGAGAGGAUGUUCCAGCUGAUUAACCCUCAGUAUCACUUCAGCGAGGACUACCUGGAGUGUGUAAGCAAGUACACAGACCAGCUGAAGCCAUUUGGAGACGUGCCACGGAAACUGAAGAUUCAGGUCACCCGCGCCUUCAUCGCGGCUCGCACCUUUGUCCAGGGCCUGACAGUGGGCAGAGAGGUUGCCAACCGAGUUUCCAAGGUGAGCCCCACCCCUGGCUGCAUCCGGGCUCUCAUGAAGAUGCUGUACUGCCCAUACUGCCGAGGCUUGCCCACUGUGAGACCUUGCAACAACUACUGCCUCAACGUCAUGAAGGGCUGCCUGGCCAAUCAGGCAGAUUUGGACACUGAGUGGAAUCUCUUCAUAGAAAUGAGCCAGAAAUGCUCUAAUGUGAAAGACGGCGUGCACACCAUGGGUUCUGCUUGGCUACAUGAGUGAGCAUUAUAACAAAGGCUGAUUGCUCAUCCUCAGCCCACGUGUCAAUCAGCCCCUGAAGUGGAAAGGCUGUGGAUCUUCAUGUGGAUGGUUGUUUUCAGUCAGGUGCGUUCUUGGAUUCUGAAAUGAGUUACUGGCUUUUGUCAGGUGGGCACAGUCAAGUGCGGGAGAAGCCAGUGACUCUCUCUCUCUGAAUUGGUAGGUGAUUGGAUAUAACCUGGCUGUUAGUCGGCUGUCUUUGACUAUCACACAUUUCUGCCAUCACAGACUUGUAAAUAGAGAGGAGUCCUGGGCUUCCGUGUACACUUUGGAGAUGCUAGUCUGUGGUGGAUGGGUUCUGUAGAUUUUGACUUGUGUCAAAACAGUGCAGGGUGGUGAGGCACGGGUAACAGAGAAAACCUCUCAAAGGAUGAAACUAGGGUCCCACAAUUCCCUUCAUGGGCACAUCUCAGUAAUGGAAGAUCUCCUGCCAGGCUCCACCUCUUUCUACCACUUCCCAGUAGCACCUACCAGAGGCAGGUAUCACAUGAGCCCGAGAGCCACUCAGUGGUUCAACUGUAGCGCUGCUGACUUCUUUGAUCAAUUUUUAAAGACAAGGUCUUGCUACAUGGACAGAGCUGACCACAAACACACAACCCUUCUGCCUCAGCCUUCGAGGUGCUCAAAUAUUGGGGUGUACCACCACAUCUGCCUCCAAUUUCUUCCCCCCACCCCCACCACUGAUAUCAUCUUUAGUUUAUAGCAGCGAUGCUAAUAUUAACCAUUGACUAUAGAAAUCUGUCAGCCCCUUAAGUAUUGGGCGAGCUUUGACACAGAGCACUGACUUCUUUCACUAGAGUGCCCUGACAAUAGAGAGGAUUCACAGCGGUAUUUUAAUAGGUACACUGAGAGAUUUGGAAGCGGCAAUUCUUUAUGAUGCAUAUGCUGAGCAGUAGCCACUGAAUAGGGAUCCCUGUUUAUCCUCACAUCCAAGACCUGACACAAGCCGGACAUCUCAGCAUCCACCCACACCAUCCCUUUCUUUUCCGCUUGCUUCCUUCUGUCUGUGCCCACCCGCAUGGUUAUGCAACUUCCCAUGGGGGGGGGACACUAUGGACUAUUAUCAUAAUCUCACAGCACACAUUAUCUAUUAGCAGUUCCCAUCCCUGUAGGAGGGGCCUGCUAAACUCAGGUGGGGUACAGUUCCACACUGCAAGCCAACAGUCAGCGGUGUGUGCCAGGAAAGUCAUGGGACUGGUCGGAGAUCACAGCAGAAGUCUUUUCACCAUUCUGACCUGUGAAAUGAAGCCUCUCUAAAUAUCUCCAUCUCGCCUGAUGUCCACAGACAGAUCCUGCUCCUCUUCAGGCAUGGCUUUACGUCAUCUCGAAUUCAAAGUUGGUAGUGUGUCAUUUUCUCUCAGUACUAGAGCAAUUUAGCAUACCAUUUGGCUUACACAGAACUCGAAUGCAUUAAACAAAUAAUGAAAGGAGGACUGGUGCACAUAUGCUUCCAACAAUCGCUGUGUAGGAAGGUUUCGCAUAAAUCGGUAACUGUGUUCACCACUAACACUGUGUUCUUUAGGCUGCAGGAAAAGAUUGUUUCUAAGAUUUGAGCUGAUGAUUAAUAUAUCUGUGAAUAAAAAUGUCAUAAUAAAAGGUGAAGCCUGAAUUUUUCCCCCUAUAAGCUAUAUAUUUGUCAAUUAAAUGCAUCUUACUAGUCAAUUAUUAACACACUCAGGAGCAAAAGCAACAAUCAAAUAUUUAUUAUCAUUCAUCAUAUGUAUGAACGUAAAAUAAAAAAGUAUAGAGGAAAUUCAAAUCUUGCCUUAAUGGCAAGAUUUAACUUUAGCAUGCUCAGAGCUAGAGUCGGCUUGUCUCCAUCUGUGCAUGGAAGAACACUGAUAUUCAAAUGAGCUCUAAUGAAAUAAAUCAUUGUCUUCACAGAGCACUGAAAAUGUUCUUUCAAAAUAUUCUUCAAUACAUAAAACAUUGUGCAUGCAAUAUACUGCUUUUGUGCAAUUAUCAGACUCCAUGUCAUAUCCACAGUAUGAACGAACAAGAGGGACUAAAGCUCUCUUUGGACACUGACCCAUAUUGAGUCCCUUUAGGGGCUUUUUCCCCCGAGUACAUGGUCCAUGCAGGCAAUCAGGACACUCCUAAAGCUAUGUUUUGUUGGGAAGAACAUAUGUUACUCAAAAAAGUGUCGAGUGAGUUCCUUUACCCAGUGCUUGGCCUGUUCGUCCCACGUACUCAUAACCAAGUUCUCAGAGCCCAUUACCCUGUCUGUGUAUGGCACUCUGGAUACCAUCGUGAGACAGGGGAGAGUCAAAGCUAGAAAUGCUAGGCAGGAAGGGCAACUGGUCCAGAAAGUGUCUGUGCUCAAGGCAAUAAUUUCAUAAAGUUCAAAACUGGCUCCCUGUGGCCAACCUUCAGCCACAAAACAAGAACGAAGAUCAUGAGCUUACGCAAACCCUGUACCUAGAGAUUAGCUGUUGCUGAAAACUGUCCUUAACUGAUCCUAUAGGAGAAUGGUCAGCGAAUUUCUCCUCAUCUGCUUUCAUAGUUUUCCUCUGAUGUUCAGUUGAGGAUCAAAUACAGACUUCAGCCACAGUCUAUUUGUCUUUAUUUCUUCUAGAUACAUAACUUCAGCAAUGUUUCACCAAAAUAUUUCAUGUUUCCUCAUCUGCAAAAUGAAUCUCCAAGUGAGUUCCUAUUUCUAAGGUUGUUUUGAGAAUUGUUUUUGCAAAGCCAUAACAUUUAUACAUUUUUAACUAUUGAAAUCUGUGUGUGUUUAUCCACGUGAAGUCUUGCCUGUGAGUAGUAGUUUGGCUGCCUGACAUAUCAAACUUCCUAUCCUGAACCUGGCAGAACCUCUCUCGUACUGGAAUUUUAUUUUUCAAAGGCGAUGGCCCUUAUUAUUUUUCCCCCCUCUAUCUAAAUGCCAUUUCUUGAUCAUAAAACUAAAAAGUCUUCCUUGCCCUGAGGAAGUUUCUUUACUACUCAUCAAAUCCCGUUUUUCUUUAUGAAGUCUUGCAAGAUCAUUGAGAGGACCAGCGAGAGUGUAUAUAAAAUCCCCAGUGUAUGUGGGUUAUGAGGGCAUUGUUGCCCUGGGAUUACAACAGCCACAAGCCUUCAUUUCCCCAAGUAUAUGUGAAACAGUAGUUUCAUUAAUAACUUACCAAUUGGUUUUCCUAUCAUUGCUCGUAAUCAUGAGCUGAUGCAUCUUCUGGUCCUCACUAGAUAGUAAACUUUAUAAGCUAGCAUCUAGAUUUAACAUUUGAAUUGUACUUCAGUUUUCUAGUUCAGAGGCAACAAACAUAUAAGGAAUACUUACUCUAAACUCUUCUGUGACAGACAUUGUCACACACAUCCUAGACAUUAUAAAGAAGAAAAUAUCUUUUUGCCUUAAUGAAAUAGGAAAAAGUGACCUAGAAAUGGAUCCUGUUAUCCAAUUAUAUGAAUUUUUCAAAUGUGGUCAUAAUCUACAAAUCAGAGCUAUUGUGUGUUAUGGACAAAGAAAUAGCUAAUUUUUUUUUCAGAUAAAAAGAAUUUGAAGCCCAGACCGACUUAACAUAUUUUUACAGCCUGUGUUUACUUUUGGUGAAAUGAUUGAAUUUGUAACAAUUAUAAAGCAACCCAGAUCUCUUUAGUGACGAGUAUCGAUUGCUACUCUGCAGAGGCUCUUCCUCAUUAAAAAUAAAGUGUUUUAGUCAUUGUGGCUCCAUCAGCGGACCUCAGUGCCUUUGUUGGAUAGCUAUGUGUUUGAUGGAUGUAGCAGGGUCUCCUUAAAGCAUUAGCUGUAACAUAAUCAUUUGCAAAGCUUUCAAAAGUUAAUUAUCUCAUAUAACACAGACAGGAACAAAUGUCUCUUCAGUGGUUAAAAAGAAAAUUGGAUUGAGAAGCGAGUGUCGCUUUAAGAAUAGCAGCGGGUGUCUGCUUUUUCUUGUCUGUGACCAAGAAACUAACGAAGGUGGGGCAUCUGGAAUUAUUAUUGUUCGUUGGUACACGUGUGAGAACUUAUGAAAAGAUUGUCAGAAAACAUGGAAAAAAGCGAUAGAACGUGUAAGCGGGGAUUGGUUUUUGGAGUAUUCCUGCGGGGGCGGGGUGGGGCACUAAAGCUUUGGUUUACAAGGGUUGGUUUGGCUCAGUCCAGUGUCGAGGCACGUGUGAGGUAGAAAUGAGAGAACGUGGAAAAAUAUUUUGACACAAAUAAGAUGCUAGAACAGGUUUUGUAGCGAGAAUCUCUUAUAAGCACAACCUGUCAAUAAAAAAGCCAACAGCCAAUGAGCUAUGGCAGGAAAUAGGAGGAGGGACACUGGCAGGAAGAGAGGAUUCUGGGAAACAGUGAGCGGCUAAAAGAGAGACUUAAGAGAGAAAGGCUCAGAUAUCGGCCUAGAAAGAUGCAUGGUGUCUGAGCACAGGCAACCAGCCUCGUGGAAGAAUAAAGGGUACAGUAAUUGGGAUAUUUUGUUAUAUCUAGUUAAAAAAAAAUCUUAGCUAAAUGGCCAAGGUAUUUGUAAUUCUAUUUUGAGUCUGGGGUCUCAUUUCUAGGAGCAUGAGGCUGAAUGAAAGAACCUGGCCUAACUUCUACAAGGUUCCAAAUGGCCUAAAUUUAAUUGAAAAGGGGGAGAUCAGUUAAAUAAUGAGAAAAUUCCUCAGGCCGGGUGUGGGAGCUGGGUACUGGUAUUUGGCGGAUGUGUCUGCCACACUUGGUGAAUGAUUAAAUGGAAGGUGGAGACGCAAUGGAACUCAAAGCUAACACUGAUCCUUGUGAUGUAAGCCAUGAGCAGUUAUUUAAACUAAAAGGCAAAGAUGACUUAUUGCCAUGGGACUGUAAGCUGUUCCGAUUUGAGAACUGACCAUGCCCAAUAAAGCAGAGACUCACAGGCGACAUACCGUACAACGCAUUUCCCUUUGUGAAAUUAACAAAGACUUCUGUGCCUUUCUUCCCUCUGUUCUUUACUGUGUAAUAAUCACUGGAGGAAAUGUAGGAACAUUUUCAUUUUAUGUAAUGUGGCCAACGUAUUUUCCAGGGUCUUCAUGAACAUUGGGAUUUUCUGUUGUCACAGUUGCUUAUGGUCAGAGACUUGACCACUUGGCAGACUGCAUCUGUCUUUAGUUGUUGUAUCCCUGAUUGUUCUUAAACACAAGCAUCUUUCGACAAGGUUAACAACAAUUCUGGUCCCUACUCUAUGGACUCUGCUCCUGUUACCCUGUCUCUCUUACUGCAUUAUAGAUAUUCUCUUUGUGAUGUGGUUCUAGUCCUCUGAAAAUACCUUUUCCCAGUCCCUUUGAUUCCUUCUAUUUGAGGCAGGACCUGAAGUGAAGCCCUCUCAAACAGGAAGCUCACGUCUCCGCUUCCUGGGCCUUCUGUGCGUGGAGCAUUCAGACAUUCAGCAGCUUACCUGAAUAUCAUUUUAUCUUUACGUUCUUCUGUUGUGCCAACUCUGUUCACAUGUAGAUAUUUCGUUUUACAGCAAGCACUUGCAGUGCCUCAGACCCUAGUAGAAUUUGCUGCAUGGGUCUGUCUAUGUAACAGUCUUCAGGCUUACACUCUUGGGGACUGCCCCUUACCUUUGGAUUCUAGAGUGUGGCUUCGGUCUAUAGCAUACCAACUGCUCAGGAACUGCUUUUCUAUUAAACAGUUAAGAACAUUUUCCCCAUCCUCGGGGAUUUUAACCUUUUCAAAGCCAUGGACUCAGUCGUACAACUCUCCUACGAUGUCAGUGAAGCUCGACCUAAGAACUGCAUGAAUAUACAGGUAUACAUAGCGCAAGUUAUUCACACCCAAAACACAGGUUUUCCCUUUCCAAGGAAUUGAAACAUUAGAAAGAAGGUAUUUUAUUUAUAUCUCUGAGAAACUUUGGUGGUUUAAGAUAAAUGUCACAUGCAACUGAUGCGCGUCAUAAAAUUAGACUUGAUGGUGACAUUGGUAAUUCCAUCUUUCUUAAAUGAAGGUAAUCAAAGGAGCUCUAAGAGGAAAUUCUGAAUUAAUUUAAGGCGAUGUUACAAAUACGUGUUUAAGAUCCAACAAAUGCCUGGAGGAAUACCAAUUUUUAAAUAUAUAUUUUCAUUGUAUAAAAUAUUGUAUGUUGUAAUAUAUAUUUGUAGAUGCAUAUAUUUUACUGAAGUACAGUUCUUCAAGUUCACAGAAAUGCAGAAACUUCUCCAGCUGCUAAAAUGUGCAUAAAUGCAGCGGCAGUGUGAUGACUCUGAAGCUAAUCUUCGUGGUUCUCGUGAGUUCUUCCUGACCCUAUGCAGAGAGCCAAAUAAUCACAGCCAGACUGACUGAACCUGUCUUUUACAUACUGUGUGGCUUGUUUCCUCUCUAUGGCCUCAUCUUAAUCCCCAAAGGGCAGUGGCGGGCUGCAAAGCUGCAUAUUCUUUUCCUUUGGAACCUACUCGCUGGCUUUCUUUUCCUCACUGUGUAUUUUUUAUGGUGCUAUUUUCACGUUAAGCAUUGGUGUCAUCUUAAGUAUGACUGGCACAUCCUUUAUGUGGCUCCGCAGCAUGGUGGACGAUACCUUCCAGAGCUGACAGUCUUCUUAGUAAAAUGGACACUUCCUUUCUCUGUCAGUAGAUUCAGAGCACUAAGAGAAUAGAAUAUUCUCCCCCGCCUUCUUCUUCUUCUUUUUUUUUUAAAUUCAGCUAAGCUAGUGCUACUUAAUGUUCAUUGAUGGUAGCACAUGCCGAAAUUGACUUCAGUGCUCUGCUGGCUUAUCCUGGCUUUGGUGGCUUGAGCUGGGAAUGUUAAUUGAUUAUCCUCACUCCCACGGGGUUUGAUUGGAUGCUUAAGACUCUUUGGAAAUUCUGAACCUGUCACAAAGGAUUGAGGUUUUUGGGUUUUUUUCUUGUUUUUUGUUUGUUUGUUUGUUUGUUUGUUUGUUUGUUUUGUUUUUAAGAAAGGUAAAGUUUCAUAUACCUUCAUCAACAGCAUUCACUGGGGCGUUGGAAUAGAUACACACCAGUCUCAAGGAAGGGUCAACGAACAGUGUCCUGAGAAGCGGGCCACUUUUUUGAUUGACUUUAAGAUCUCCCUAGAUUACAUGUGACAGCCUUUUCAUCCAUAAAUGUGAGCCACUGUUGGUGUCUGCUUCUAAAAUGAACCAGCGGGAACUCGUCAACUCACGUGUUCGUUCCUAACCUGCGUUUUGAGUUUUUGGAGGGAAGAGAAACCAUGAGUGAAUUGAGACCUAUUUCCCAGUACAUGAUUGCCAACUCUCGCUUUAGGGUGUUGGUUUCUAUUUCUGUAGCCACUGAGACUCAUGCGUUCUUCCUCACUAUAACCCGACAUACAUGACUUUAAGCAUGCAUGCAUCUGGAACAAUGUUCAGGACUGUGUCAUUUCCAUGAUGGCAAGGACAAGCUCUCCAACAUUAAUAAUCUUGUUUACUGUAAGUUGAAACCGAGCUAACAAAAGGCCUCCAGACAUAAAUAAAGGAGUGCGAUGCUGGAUUCCCAGGGAAAUGUUCAAACCCAGUCAGCUGGAGAGAAGGGAGCAUUCAUAGCUUUGACACAAAUGCACACUAGGCUGGGACCUCAGCGAAGAGCUGAAGCUCUUAUUCCAGUCUGACAAAAAGCAUUGCAGGACCCAUUGUCACCCCCACUCUGCGGGUGAAAAGCUACAGCAAAUGGCACGGCUUGGUUUUUGUUCUUUGACCUUUGACCUGUAAGACCCGUAAGGUCUGCUGCCGUCUUCUCCUUGAGAAAGAUCAAGGUUCUUAUACAUAGAAAUCCCAAAGACAGAAGUUACAUCUCACAAAGGUUCGACAAGAGUGGACUGUAGACAGAACAUGUAGCCCGAGAGUAGAACUGAAGAACAACGUAGGCAGGCUUGUAAAAGAAAUGCCCUUGAUCAUCAGCAAAGGAAUGGGGACCUGCUCAAGAGAGGAAGCAACCUCCUUUACACUGUCCCUAAGAUGCAGCCAUUGGAAAACAGGAAGAGAAAACUGAGCUCAAGUUAUUAGAUAUUAGCUUUUAGGUAAAAAAAAAAAAAAAAAAAAUUACCUGUCUAAAAGGAUACUGAACCUUAUCAUUAGAGAGGCUGAAAUAUUUCAUAUUCCAUCAGUUCUCAAGCUGCGGGUCAUGACCCCGACAAAGGGUUGCAUAUCAUGUAUCUUCCGUAUCAGAUAUUUACAUUACAAUUCAUAACAGUAGCAAAAUUACAGUUAUGAAGUAGCAACAAAAUAAUUUUAUGUUUGGGGGUCACCAUAACACGAGGAACUGUAUUAAAAGGUCACAGCAUUUGGAGGGGUGAGAAUCUCUGGACUAUGAGAUGGGGCAGAGGCUAAAUUCUUUCCGUAGGGGUAUUCAUUUAAGGUUAAGUGGUGGCAUUCGAAAACUAACUAGCCAUGUUAUCAUUGAUCCAUAGUAUUACAGCCCUGUCUGUGUCUGAACUGUACGCAUCUCAGCUGGAAAAUGCAAGGUCAAGAGCAAAGCUAAUUUUUGAGGAAAAAAAAAACCCGACAGUAAUUAUUGAGGUCUUACUGAGUGCAAAGCAGAAAGCUUUCCAGGUAUUGUAUUAACCUUUGAAGCAAUCCUAAAUUUAAUACUUAUUAUUUUUCCUACGUCACAGAUUUAGAUAAUGAGGGAAGUAAGAUUACUAACUGAGAAUCAUAUAGUUAGCAAAUGACCAGAGAUGCAAAUCUAUCCGGCUUGCUUCUGGACCAUGUGUAAAUAAUGGUUAACCGCACAGUAGGAGCCGACUAAGUUACAGCUAAGGCGGUGUUGGGAAUAUUUUAUCUGAUUUCAACUGAGAAAAUAGAACGCAGACAAGUACUCUCUCAGGAAGCCAGGCCAUAGGUUUAUGGGAUGAAUUCGCUGCUUUGAAGGAUGGACUUCAUCCCUCCAAGUGCUUAGGCAGAAAAGACCUUACAUUUUAAUAGAGUCAUGUGGCUGUCCAAGGCCUCCAGGGGGCCCUUUGCCAUCUCCUGUUUUGCACCUGAUAGUUUUGUAAAGAUUUUAAACACACUGGUAAUGAGGUUUACGUCCAAGGGAAGCGGGACAGAACUUCAGUGUUAUUCUGAGGGUUCAACUCUUAGGAGGGAGAUGGAGACGGUCCCAGAAGAAUUUCUGAAACAAGAAGAAAAUGAAUCUCCUCCAAUGGGGGCACCUCGUCUUUCCUUCAUUUGACAUUACGUCUCUGCCUGUCAUUUGUUCAUCUUUGUGAGAACAUGUCGCCAUUGAUAACAAACUCAUCAACUGCCCAGUGAGUUAGGCACAGGGAGAAUCGGAUACUCUAAAGUCUAUGAAUAACAUUUGUUGGAGGGUAACCCACACAAAGCUUACUCUUGGUAGAGGAAAGAAUGGUAUCCUGGCAACUGGUGUUCUUUUUUAAAACAAAAAACAAACAAACAAAAAACAAUUGUUUCUAUUUUUCUAAAUUGUUUUAUUUAUUUACAUUCUAAAUGUUGCACCCCUUACAGGCCCACACUUCAAGAUUUCUUCACCCUCCACCCCUUGACCUCUGAGAGGGUGCUCCGUCCCCUCCCCUACCACUUCCCUCACCCACUCAUCCACCCCCACCUCACCACCCUCUGAAUCUUUCUUCCCUGGGGCAGCAGGGUUUAUGGGAGCAGGCACAUCCCCUCCCACUGAGACCAGACAAGGCCUUUGCUGCCGAUGUGCCUGGGGCCUCGGACAAGCCCAUGUAUGCUCUUUAUUUGGUGGGUUAGUCUCUGGGCCCUCCUAUAGGGUUGACAUCCCCUUCAGCCCCUUCAACCCUUCCCCUAACUCUUCUGUAGGUGCCCCUGACCUCACUCCAAUGCUUGGCUCUAAGUGUCUGUAUCUGUCUCAGUCAGCUGCUGGUAGCCUUUCAGAGGACAGCCAUGUUAAGCUGCAAGCACAACAUGGGAUCGGUAAUAGUGUCCCGGGCACCAAACCCUGAAAUUGGUAUUCUUUUGGGGGGGGGGGUUGUUUUGUUUUGUUUUGUUUUGUUUUGUUUUGUUUUGUUUGAGACAGGGUUUCUCUGUAUAGCCCUGCUGUCCUGGAACUCACUCUGUAGAUCAGGCUGGCCUUGAACUCAGAAAUCCACCUGCCUCUGCCUCCCUAGUGCUGGGAUUAAAGAUGUGCACCACCACGCCCAGCGAAAUUGGUAUUCUUUUUUUUUUAAUUACGUAUUUUAAAAAAAUGGUUAUUUCAUUUACAUUUCCAAUGCUAUCCCAAAAGUCCCCCACACGCUCCCCCACCCACUCCUUCUUAAUUUCAACCUAGAUCUACAAAUUUCUCUACUUGACUGCUUGAUUCAAAAUAUGUGUGCUGUUUCUUCCAUUUUUUUAAAAGUGGGUAAGACCUCUUAGCUGUUUAAUUUGUAAACUCUGGCUUGUAAAUAAUAUUUUAGUAAAUAGAAUUUAUUAUCACUUUACUAAAAGAGUUCAGUAUUUAUAGAAAUCAUAAAGCAAUUCUUUUGCCCAAAACUUAAUUUUAUGUGUUGAUUUCCUAAUGAAGGUCCUGUGUUUCAUAAUUAACUGUUUCACGAAGGCAAUAUAGAGAAUCAGCGCUUCAAAUCCAAAGUUCUCUAAUGUUAAUGAAAAUAGGUAGGCUAGUUAUUAACAAGUACUUAUCAGCCCUAGGUCCUUUAGUAAUCAAUUUGCAAAUUGAAUGUUUUAAUAAAUUAUGUUUACAGGAGGAGAGAAACAGUUAAUUGAAUAGAUGAUAGUUAUGGAUGCUGGAUACGCUAUACCUUCACCUAUUUAAUCUGCAUAAUAACACUAUCCGAUAUGCCAAUACAUGCCAAUGAAAUGUCUGUUACCUCACAUGCCAAGAGUUGAGGGAGAUUCUGAUAAGACAGUAGUGACUGAGACAGACUACAAACUCUAGAUUUGUGAAGUUUAAAAACCAGCCUUCACAGGACCUGUGCGUAUCUACACCAGAGCCUCUGCAUACCUAUUAUUAGCGCCAUUAGCUUAGUAUUUUUAUGGGACUCUUGACCGUGAGAACAAAUGGGUCUCUGACCCUUGUGCCUGUCCGUGGACUUUUCUCCUCCUGUUGGCUUGCCGUGUUCAACUUCGAUUUGAUAGUUUUGGUUUUGUGUUAUUAUUAUAUUUUAUUUUAUUUUAUUUUGUGUUAUUAUUAUAUUUUAUUAUAUUUUAUUUUGUCAUGUUUGGGUGUUAUCUCUUAGCAGAGAGAAGUGGGGAGAAGGGAAACUAUAAUCAGGAUAUACAGUAUGAGAAAAGAAUCUAUUUUCAAUAAAGGAGAAAAAAGAAGCAGCAGCCAAGAAAAGAAAGAAGAAAAGCAAGCAGGCCCUAAGAGUAAUGCAUUGGAGUGCCCAGAGUGUUGGAAAGGACAAAGUCUACAUCCUAAAGUUUCACUCUGAGCCCUGACCUCACUUCCUAUAUUGACAGAUAAGCAGCGUUUGUGGUUGAGCCCAGGUACAGCUGCCUCCAUAGCAGGCGGUGUCUUCUCUGUACUGUCAUCCUGAGGCAUAAGAGUGAGGGUCCCUCAGAUGACCACUUUCUGUGUUCAGCUCUUAAAUGUGUAUAUACUGACCUCAGAAAUCUUCAUGCUCAACUUCUGUAUCUGAACAUUAAGGUGUGGGGUGAACUCUAUCCCGUGCUCUCAUUCGUGGACGCUUCUACUCCUACUGCUGCUUAGGCACUGCCGCAAAGGAUGUGAGGAAGCUGGCUGUUAAAGACCCGGGUGGUUUGCAAACUGCCAUUUCUCUAACAUCCUGCUUCCCAGAUUAAGGAAAAUGUUAACAUCAACAUUUUUUGGUCAGCAUUCAGUUCAAGGCAUCAGCGUAACAAGUUCAUCUUUCUGUUAUCAUUAUUUGAAUGGAAAUGAGAUGUAGCAGGUUUCUUUAACCCAGUAGAGUACUAUGUUUCCAACCCAGGAGAUCACUUUACUUCAGAGUCUUUCAAUUACUCUUGCAGUACAGUGAGGGGCAGCUAUGUUAAUGCCGUAUUAAUUCUAUAACAGCCAUUGUUCCUGACUUGGUAUUGAUGUAGUUACCCAAGCAUUGUGCCUAACAAAGCUGCUUCCUUCCCCCCCGAAGAUUUGUAAUGUGAAAGAAAAUGACUCAUUAUGCACUUCACCUUGCCGACUCUGCUCUUAGCACCAGGCACAUAGUGUGGCUUGGUCUUAGAAACCCCAGGCUUCAUUAUAAUUCCAGAGGUGUUGUAUUCUGAAUAAUGAUUCUAUGUCAUUAACAAGUGGGAAAUCCCAGACUAUUGUUGGAGUAGGUGAAUAAUAUCAAGGGUGGAUGUCUUUUCUGGCUGAUUACUAUUGAAGAAAAAUACACCUGUAAUUUGGCUUCUAACCCCGGUCUUAAUUAACACUUACAGUAUAAGGCUUCGAGUACAAUUACAUAAAUCACACAUGUUCCUGAAGAAUCAUGGGAUGAAGCAACAGAGGCCACUAAAUCAAAUGUGAUCAUUCUAAGUCAUUCAUUUAUUCAAAACAUGUUUAGCCAGCAUGCACUCUGGGUGCAGGGUCAGGCACCACUGAUAGAAAGAUUACCAGGAAGGAGGUAAAGAAAUGAACUAGCACUUGAACAUCAGCAGGUACCUGAGGAGAGCCAUGUAACAAUCCUGGCAGAGUGGUACACUGUUGUAGUCUCCGUCCUGGGGAAGUGGACACAGGUGGAUCCCGGGGCCUCACUGGCUAGCCGGCAUAGUUUAGCGUGCCCCAGCCUAAUGAUUAGAGACCCUGUCUCCAAAACAAAUAUGGGUGGCACCUGAGGAACACCACUGGAGUUUGACCUCUGAUCUCCACAUGCACCCACAUACAUAAGUGCACAUAGAUGUACAGGUGUUAGCAAGUAUGUAUGUAUACACAUGUACACACACACACACACACACACACACACACAUCUGGAAGAACAGACUUGGAAAAGUAAUUCCGUGAAGGUAGCUUUUGUUAUUUAAAAAAUUUGAGAACAUUUUAUGACUUUAAAAAAUUAAAUUUGAAAAGUUUGUGACUAUUUUGUUAACAUAAUCUAAUGGUUUUUCUUUUGAAAUUUAUAUUUUUACCUUUUAACAGAGACAUAAAAACAUGAAAAUGGAUGGAUGAAUGGAUGGGCAGCCGUUUAAUGUUUAACAUAUGUGUGCAUUGGAUCAAUGUGAAAUGUUUGUGAUAUUUCUGCCAUACAAUCCCAUGGUUAUUUCUAAAGUCUAUACAAUAGAAGCAUCCUAAUGAAUGACUCCUUGUCUUUCAAACAUAAAUUCUCAGCUCUGGAGGAUGAAGCAGAAGAAUGGAGGUGCCAAGCGUCCUUCCAGUUUAUCUGCACACCUGUUCUCCCAUUAUACAUGACAUUUCCUCUCUAUUUUUCUUUCUUUUUCUUCUUCUUGUUUUGCUUCUCAUGAAUCUGUUCAGGAAAACCCACACGUUCUUUUUUAACCAAAAUUUCCACUUCCUUUUAAAACUGGUUCUUUCUUCUUCGGCGUUAGCCACUUUAUUGAGCUAGUUCAAAGUCCUGCCUUGGUUUCCUUCUAAUGAUCAGAGGAUUCCUGGCUCUGUGGUAGGUUCAGGAUCCCAUAUGUUGUCCUUAGGGGAAAAAAACUAUCAUAUGUCAAAUAUAUGCGUCCUUCCCCCUCCCCCAACUCCACUGCUUCAAAUGGGUUCUCUCGAUAUAAAAGUCUUCUCAACUAAAGACCCAUUCACUGAUGGAUGUCUAGCAGCAUCAAGAGUCGACAUUAUGGCCUAGACAUGAACACUAUCAGUGCACAUAUAUAUGCACGUAGAGGAGUGUGUGUGUGUAUCUUGCACAUACUUUCAUUUAUUCAGUAAUAUUCCUGAGCACUUUUUUUAUUGUAGAAGCUGUUAUAGAUCUAGAAAGGGGGAGGGUUAGUGAAGGAAACAAAGCCUGAGUCCCCCGUUCUGUGGGAGUCUCCAUAUUCUGUUGGCAAAUUGUAAACAAUGACGUCAGUCAUUCUCAGGUCAUUUGGCAUUCAGAACUAAGAAGAAAAAGAAAAAGAAAAGAAACCAGGAAAGCAAAGGAUGAGGGGGGAAGCUUCCCCUUUUGAACGUCUUGGUCAGGAAAACCUUCCUUUAAUCAGAUACCUGCAGGAGGCAAAGAGUGAGGCAAAGGGCUAAGAGAAAGGGCGUGAUAGAAGAAGCAGCAGCAGAUGCAGAAGCCCCAAGGUAGCCUUGUAGUUGGAAUUCUCCAGACUCAGAAGGGAACAGAUCUUCUGAAGUAUUUGACUUUGUAAAGAGGGUGUGCAGAAGAGCACCAUUACAUAGAAAAUAUUGUAGAAAUGCUUCCGAGAGCCACACAAUAGACAGUCCUAGCAUGGAUCCUGGUGUAGCUGGAGGAAAGAGAGUGGGCGGUUAGAGGUGGGAUCAGUGCAGAAGACAAAGCCUGAUAUAUGAUCAAUUAGCUAGACCUGGGGGGCUUCGUAUGGGAAUAAGGGUGAACAUCAUUGGCUAUGUUAUUGUUGGAGAAAAAUACUCCUGUGAUUUAGCUUCUACCAUCUGUCCUCAUUACCCCCCCCCGGGGGGGGAGGGCUGUGGGGAUGGUGCUGAUUUGCUCUGGCUUGGAGCAUUUGUCUGUGACUGUAAUGGGAGUCAUCUCCCUGGGAACCACUGCAGGCAUAGCAAGUGGAAGAGAGACUAUAACAGCUUCCCAAAGGAUCCAUGCCUAUCACAGUAGGAAAAUACCUGCUUGUGAGCACUAACACAAUGAUGGCUUGAUAAUAUUAACCUCCUUUGCUGUAGGUACUGCUAUAAGUUAUUAUCAUUUUAAUUUCAAGAAAGGUUAUGUUUAAACGAAUUUCCAAAUUCAGCUUUCUUCAACUAGUAUAAACUUACUCCAGUACACCAAUGCUAUGUCUGAACAAGGGUUUAUAGAGAGUAAAUGUCUCAUUUUCAGGGAGUUCACCAUCAUGGUGGUCAAAGGCAGAUACAGGGAGACUGGUUACGGGGUAUCGAUGAAACCCAGGAGCUCAGUGUAGGACAUUUGCACAGCCUUUGCACUUCCUAUGAACCUCAGAGCAUCCUUGAAUGAGCCACUCUGUCACUUACCACAAUUCCUGUAUUCUAAGAUGCCAAGUUUCUUCUCAGGGAUUUUCCAAAAGCACCAUGAAGUUGAGCUGUUUCUCAAAAUUAUCAGUGUACAUUUAGUAUAUGGUGUCUCCUUUUUCAUCAAAAGCCAGUGAGAAACAGAUGUGGGCUCAGCAAUUAAAAGCAAUUAGAAACAUUUCACAACAGUGAAAGCAUUCGAUUUGGUUCAGAGCUGAUCACAAUAUCGUAGUAUGUGUGUACCAGAACUGAGUAAAGCUGACGCUUGAUUUGAAGUAGGAACGAACAUCGCUAGUACAGAUGUUUGAGUGGGAGGGUCAAACACUGACGUGUGGGGAAGAGGAACCAAGGAGUUGAGCAUUCAGGGAAAUCGGGGAGUCCUCUGAUUAAAAGGCAAACACUCAUCAAGUACGCGAUUCAAGGUGUGCUGCCUUCUGCUCGACCAGCUUGAAGAGAUGUGUCAUAUUCCAGAAGGUUCAGUUUCUGUUGAUGACACCAUGGUCUCCAGGUGAUCCCUGGUCAGGUGUCUGAAAGGAACUGAGAAGAGAUGGCACAUAGAGGCACCAUUAAGAUGGGGGCAAGAAGGAGCCCAAGGAAAAAUGAGACACAAAUCUUAACAGAUUUGGUACUGUACACAGGUCCAGGACAGAGUGAAUGCUUAUACAAUUAAACAAUCUUAAAACCACUAGGAUGUACAGAAUACCCUGAAAGACAGUCUACCUGCACUGCCUAAAGAGAGAAAAAAUUAUUCCAAUGAUUCUCCUCACAAAGUUACUAUAGGAACAUCAGUGAAAAAACAUUUCUAUUAUUUUCAAUAAAUACGAAAAUUAAUGGCAGUCUUUUAAUUAUUAACUAAAAUAUUAAUGAUGUUUUUUUAAGUUGCCGUGCAAUGUGUUUCACUGGACCCUUGCAGGCUUUCUCGUUUUGCCCUCUCUAAAGCCUCAUGCAAUUCCAUUUUACAAAUGAGACAUUCAGACUGCUCAGGCUGGGUCUAAGUCAUGUCUACACUGCCUGGGCUGUCUGCGCUAUGUCUCAAACUCCGGGAGCCGCUGACAUUUACCCAGUGUUCUAAAGUGUGUAAUAUAAAUAACUGCCUCCCUGAGGUGUGUUAGGCUUGGCUGUGCCCAAAGCUGGUAAUUGGGUUGGAUGCCAGUCUAUGAGCACCAGCCUGUUGGCCAACUUCCCUGUUUGAACAGGGAGUCUUUCCUGAGCAGUUCUGCCACGGGAGAGGAGAGGAGCAGAGAGCAGCGGAGGGAUGUGCGAGAUCCACGAGGCCACUCUGCUGGAUUAAACCUGAAAUGCUAUUUGGAGGGAAAGUGUUUCUGGGCUGAACUCAAGCUCUCUCACUCACUACUCCACGCACGUCGUAAAUCAGCCAGAAGAGAGCUAUUUCCAUAUUUUAAAUUGCUGCAAAAAUCUCUCCAACUUCCUCGUUUUGCAGAUAAAGCUUCAACAUUAUGUGAAGCUGUGUACGUGGAAUUUCAAUGCUCACUUAGGAAAGCAGGCUCACUCACUCGGUGGGGUUUUGACGCUCCUCAGAUGUACAACCAGAGCCUAAUUUGUUGCAGGAUACGUUUGCUUCUGUAGCUGUUUAUUAUUGAAAUACCUACAAGGUUCUGUCUUACAUAGAAAGGACCCCUGUGGCUUUUGAGUAAUGUAUUGGUCCCUGCUAAUGUCUAACCUGAAAGUUCAAAACCUAUUUAAAAUGGCUUCUUGUACUAUUCUAGCUAUCCCAGUGCGUGAUUUAUAUUACAAACCUAAUGAAUAUUUUCAAAGUAUCGAAUGCUUAGAAGAUAAAAAUUAAACUGAGACACAGACAACAAACAUUCAAAUGCCACUCUACAAAAGUACAGUUUUGAAAAUAUAUUAAAUAUCUUAAAAAGUAAAUGCAUGAGAAAUGAAAUUCUAAAAGUCAGAGCAUUCAUGAAAUGCAUGGGUACUUCGCACUCUUUAGUCAGAAAAUCUUGACAGCCACAUUUUAAAAGUUUAAAGAUCUAAAACUUUUCCUUAUACUUGUUAAAUAUAAAGACUAAAUGUGUUUAAUUUGUUAGGUUAACGUGUAUUUGCCUGCGGUAACUGCUUGCUUAUUCAACAUAUAAACUUACUCUAUAUACUUCGCAGUCUGUAGAAUCGACUUGUUGCAUGAAGCACGUGAUACCAGAUGCUCCUCCCCAUCCCAUCCUGAUUACGAAAAUGCAAUGGCAUCAAUGCCAGCCUGAGACCUCUCCUGUUUUAUCUCCUUUUCCGGAAGGAGACAAGAGCUCUAAGCCACCACACUAUUGUUUGAGCUUCUAAACAGCUUCGUGAUAUUUGUUUGUACAUGUGUUUGCAUUCGAGGGAUGGAGGAGGGAAGAACCACUUGCUCUAAUUGAUGUGAUAUAUUGAUGCUGAUCUGGAGAACAUGGGAUUACACUUUAAAGGUCAGCAUCCCUGUUGUGAGAAAAAAAAUCUACGUGUUUGAUACUAAUGAGCUUUGUUUAUCCAGUGGGUGCAGACAGACAAAUAUUAGAUUAAAUUGAGAUCACAGAAUGUUCUUAUUAGCCCAGAAGACUCUCUGGUACAAAUGUGCUAAUGUGAAAUGAAGUGCUUAUAUAAAUGUUCUCUCCAAAUCACUGAGGUAAACAGGAAGUACUACCGCAACGGGAAGAAGUCAUUCACAAGAUUAAAAUCAAUAUUCAUUGUUUUAAAAGUCCACUUAAGAGAGUCUAGCACCUUUCCAAAUGUGACUGAAUAGUCCCUUCAUAGAGCCCUUUGGAAAAUAAGGGAAACUCUUAGGAAUGCAAUUUCAAGUCCGUACAUUCAUUCACAUAGUCUCCAACUAGGUUCAUUUCAGAACAUGACUCUUGGUCUGAUUUUCACGUAUUUACAACCCGCUCAAGCUGUUCCAAUGUUCUCAUCUCUCACUUUCUCCACCCAGCUUUAUAAAUAGCACAUAUCCUUCCCGUUGGGCCCGUUCAUUGAUCCAUCAAAUGUUUCUAAAUCCCAGCAUUGGUCUUGGCACCCGUGAUGCUUUGCUCAUGAGUGUUGGAGCCACAACGGAACUUUGAAAGAGAGCACUGACCAAAACAAAGGCAUCUAUGUGGAUAGAUUGGAAAUAAUUGUCACAAUCCUGGAGACCAGGAGUUGCUAAAACUGAAAGGGUGAGAUUGUGUGAACUAGGCAAUAUGCAGACAUGGCAAUGUAUGACUAGAAGAGAGGGGUGUGGAUAGAUGGACAUGUGGUUCAGAGGGUAGGAUGGAAUCACACUGGACUCACACUCAAGAGUCUGACCAUCACUAUAGCAGGAGCCUCAGUCCCUAGAAGGUAUGGAGCCUGCAGAGCUCAGUAGGUGUCUCUGUGAAGGAUGAAGGAGACAGAGAACACAGGCUGGGGUUCAUGUCAGACUCUUCUAACAGUUCAUCCCCAGAGCUGAAACUUUAGAGACCCAUAUUUCUGUUUUUGCUGAGUAGGUCAGUAGUGGAAGAGUUUACAGGGACAAAAUAUGGCAGAAGAAGCGAAGAAACACAGGGACAGAGUGACUGGAAAUCGUUCCUCUGUAGGAAAGACACCUAGGAAUUGAUAAUAGCAAGACUCACAGCAACUCUUCUCAGUCCACACAGAUGGGAAGUUCAUUAUAGAUCCUAACUUUGACACUGAGAGUCGUGAAGCUGAAUGGCCAGAUGCAACUACUAAGUUGCUAGUUUUAACAAAUGUAUUUUUUUAACAAGAAGUUAAUGAGAUCCACUAUGUCUAAGGAAGCCCAGGGUUUCUCGUUGUAAGGCUGAGGAGACAGAGCAAAGCUCUGUGUGUCUGUCUUUGCUUGCUCCAUUAACUGCCUUUGUAUGUGUGGGAAAAGCCAUGAGAGAUUGGCCCUGGAAAUCUGAGAAUUCCUAGGAGACAUAAUUUGAGCAGUGUUCAGGAUCAGGCUGGCUGGUGGGUCCGUGCUGUCUCUUCUGAGCCGUCUCUCCCUGACUGGUUUCCUUUUAGGGUUGCCAGGUCUGUGAAGAUGAUCUUGAAGAUAAUGUUAUUUGGCCUUCAGUAGCUUUCAAAGGCGAUUUGUUGAAAAUGAAUACCUAUUUUUAAGAAGUCUCUCCCCCGCCUAAGAGCAGUCGUAUUUGGUGAUAAAUUGACUGCUUCUCAGUAAAUUGAACAUAUCAUGAUCUUGAUAGAAUCUUCACUCUGAAAAAAGUCAUAGAACGUGGCACCUUUCUUAGGUGAGCUAUUUUUGAUUCAUAAAUCACCUAAGCUCUGGAGAAGAAAGCUUCCGUAAGGGAAGUUCCCUCUUUCCUGAGACAAAUGACAAGUUCUACAUAGGACAUCUCAGAAAAAAUCUGUCUGUUUUGCUCACAUAGUUCUAAUUAUUGGCUCAUAUAGAAUAGAAUUUGUUCAACCAUCUGCUAUUAACAAAAUGCAAUAUGAAUCUAGAGAAAGACCUCGGAUCCUGUAUCCUAAUAACACUCCGUGAUUUGCUCAUGGGAGCUGCAUGUCACCUUAGCUCUGCUCUCAUAGUCAAAACAAAGGGAAGAAUUCAGACCGUACUACUGGGAAGGUUUGUAAGUCAUGAAUGGUUUGCGGAACUUAAAACAACUUUUUGCCUUUUUUAUUUGCUUUUUUUCUUUUUCCUUCUCUCACAAAUCAUUCCUUAAAUCCUCAUUCAUUACUCAGUGCUCUCUGACAAUCGAGCUCCGUCUCUCCCACUCCAUCUUGCCAUUUCCUUUAGCGGGAAAUAGAAAAAUGACAGCCUGUGGAGGAAGGGAAGGCUGUGUCCUGUUAUUAGCCUGCCAUGUUGUGCCGCUGUGAGGAAGUGGAAUUGGAAGUGUCAGGAUAUGAAGUGAGAAGUCAGUCGGUGUUUUGACCUUGUGACCUUCUUGUGAACUCGAGGCACAGCCCAGCUCUUGGGUGUGUGGGUUACUGCGGGCCAGGGUGGCAGUUUCUGUUAGUAAUCAUCUUGUGUAAUCUCACCAGCCAGGCAAUCACAAAAAGAAAUUAAAUUAAAUUAAAUUAAUUUUCUGAUAGUGCAGGCAAUUCUAUUCUGAGACUGAAAGACUGUCUGUUUAACUCGCUCCUGUCAGCCCAUUCAUCCUUCCCCAGAUAUUCCAAAGUUGAUUAUCAGAUGAGUCCUUUCAUUACUGACGGGACAUCAUUCCUGGAAAAAGACCCUGUUUUUCCUGCUUGGUUUUCAGCUUCUUUUAUCAAAAGCUCUAGCUGAUGAAGCCUUUUUCCUCAAUAAUAUCUGCAGGAUUUCACGGACAGCAAAGAGGGAUGCAAACUUCAAAGUCAAUCUACAGUUCUCCACCCUCUUCCGUUUUGAAAAUGUGAAUGUCCUUGAGUUCUUGAUUGUGUACCUGUGACUACCCAGGCAAACCCCUGUUUGUUUUCUUUUAACUUCAGGGAUAAUUCCCUGCUCUGGGUGUAUGGUAAGCGCUGGAUCCAGUGUUGACUUCAUGAAUGAAGACCAUCUUGUGGUUCAGUAACCACCUUCCAAGGUCACCUCUCUGUUGCCGAAACCCCCCACACCCAGAAACAUGUGGACAUCACACAUUGGGAGUCAAUGUGUCAUUUAAUUUAAAAGCAUUUUAAAAGAGGACACUAAGUCAGAGAAAUUAGGAAAUGGAGGCAGAUCUGAGAAUAGGGUAAGCAUUGUUAAGACAUACUUUAUAAAAUUCUAAAUCAAUAAAAAUAUUUUUUAUAUUUCCAAAAGGAGAAAAAGAGAGAGAGAAAGUGCUGCUUUAUAUUUCUCUAACAGCAAAUGUCUCAAAUGAUUCAGUAUUAUUUUCAUUUGUAUAGAAUUUCCUGAAUAUUGUGUCAGAUAUUUGGCUUAAACAAAAUUAUAAAAAAAAUUGACAAAAAUAUAGAAAUGAAACGGGAGAGGAUGAAGUCCAGAAGCAUGCUCUGUUGGCUGAUGCGACACUUGGGGCUGCUCUGUGUGAGGUGGAGCCAUCUCACAGAGAAAGGAAUGACCAGCCUGGACAGUUACCUUGUGGAGCGAUUGGAGGGGUCAUGGGCAGCAGAGUGUAUUCCGAAUCUUAAGCCUAAAAGUGUGCAUAACUUAACAUCUUAUUUAAUUCUAUUAACAUAAUAUAUAACACCUUUGAUAAGACAAAUACUGAUAAUAGUAUAUAUGCAUAUAUAUGAAUCAGUGCAUAUACAUAUGUAUGCAUAUAUGAAUAUAAAUAUUCAAUGAAUAUAAACAGAGAGGGUACAUGGCCAGAGUCCUACAGAUAAAGCAGUAAUCAUAUCUGCCUUUUAUGAUCCAUCCCUGCGUGUUUUCAAAUGGACACUAAGCAUUCCAAAUCCGUGUGUGUGUGUGUGUGUGUGUGUGUGUGUGUGUGUGUGUGUGUAAGCAAACGAAAUAGCAGCUCUGGGUGGUGUUCUACUGAGAAGAGGAUUGUUUUCAGAGAGCUUUGAUCUUCCAAAAUUAAUUUCAACUUGGCAAAUUUACAUGUUUGUAUGUCCUGAGCAUUUAAUGGCACCUCACAAUCAGUUAAUGAAUGUGCUAAAAAUUAUGUCAGAUGUCAUCAUUGGGCUUUCAUUGUAUUGUUAUCAUCCUCUUGUCUGUAUGUUACUUAAGACGUUGGCUCAUCUGGUUUGCAUCAGGGUAAAACUUGAAUACGUUGAAUCUUCUUUUGUAGAUUACUUGUUCUGGAAAGUGCCAUCCAUCAGCCACUAGCAAGUAGCCAAUAUGUUUUAUUGUGUAUUGUGAAGACACUUAUGGUUACAAAGAUCAUAAAUAAGUCAGAAUCAUAAUAUUAAAAUUACUAAAAUUGCUCCUAUUAGUUUACUAAUCUGUUAUUUAUUUAUUUAUCUUUUAUUUACUUAUUUACAUCCCAAAUGCCCCCCACCCCCUGUCUCCCCCUCACAGAGUCUCUCCCCCCCAUCCCUUUACCCUCUGAGAAGGUGUGCCCCCUUUGGUAUCCCCUCCCCCACCCUGGCACUACAGGGCUGGGUGCUUUCUCUUCUUCCACUGAGGCCAGACAAGGCAGCGCUGUUGAGGAAGUGAAUCCACAGUUAGGCUACAGCUGAAGGGGCAGCCUUUGCUCCAUUUGUUGAGGAACCACAUGGAGACUGAGCUACACAUCUGCUAUAUAUGUGCCGGGGGCCUCCGCCCAAUCUCUUCCUAAUACAAUAACCUCUUUUCAUACUUGAGAAUUAGGGUAGGAUGUGAUAACUGAUCUGAAUUAUUUGAAAACCACAAAUUGUAUCACAUACACUUGCAGAAAACAUUCUAUGUCAUUUACUCUUAACCGUGCUUUGAACCAUCAAUAAGUGUUUUGCAUUUUUCUAGAUGGCAAAAAUCCUGAGGCCAAGGUUCAUGUGCAUCUGGACCAGCCAUGGACAUCCUGGGUCACAAAUGAGAAGUAAUGUCCCAUUAAAUCUUAUUGCUUUGCUGGCAGAAGCAGAAGCACUGCCACAAACUGCCUUUCAGAUAGCCACGUGUAUGGCACAGAUCAGCAGGAUGAGAUGCAGUGUUUAAUCUCAGCAAUAUGUGCCUCCUUGUGAUCUGGGCCAUAGCUUGGCGCCAGAAGGGCAGUAAGGAAUCAGAAAGAACUUCACAAGCAAAGCUCAAACAAAGAGCCCUGGAUGCUUUAUAGCUCAUCUCAAACAGUAUAUAGUGAUGUUUGGCUCUGCCCUCCUGAAGGGAACGGACAUCUGCACUGAUAUCCAUGGGUUCUUUUAUUUAUCUCCUUUCUCAACACUUAGAAAUGGCCAUGCAUAAUCCAUUAUUACAAUAAUCCCAUCUUCGCUUUUAAAAUGCAUAUAUGAAUUUUGAAGUAAAUUCCGUAAACUCUUUGCUGGAUACGUUUGUUAUUUUGUUGUGAUUGUAGUAUAAUGGCAUCAUACCCCCUCUUGCCUUUCCUUCCUCCAAAUUCCCCAGAAAGCACUGCACCAUGUCUCUUUCAAAUUCAUGGUCUCUGUCCUCUUUAAUUGUUGUUACAGGUAUAAAUGUUUUUAUGCAUCUUAAUAAACGAUUUUAGUAAGUUUGUUUAAUCAAUAGUAUGUAUUGCAUACAUGUAUUCUGGUUGGUAGGUUUGUUGAUUGGUUGGUUGGUUGGUUGGUUGGCUGGUUGGCUGGUUGGUUGGUUGGUUGGUUUGUUUGUUAGUGGGUUGGUUGGCUGACUGGCUUGCUGGCCCAUUGUUUGUUUGUUUGGUUGGUUGGUUGGUAUGUUUUUUGGUGGGUUGGUUGGCUGGCUGGCUUGCUGGCCCAUUGUUUGUUUGUUUGGUUGGUUGUUUGGUUGGUUGGUUCCUUGCUUGCUUGCUUCCUGCAUUGGAAACAAAGUCCUGCCAUGUUGUCCAGUAAAGCUUCAAAUUCUCACUCCUCCUGCCAUAGCCUGUUAGUGUUAGCACUGUGCAUGUGAGCCACUAUCUUCAACUUUGUAUUCUUAGAAAAUGCAAAGCUAGUGAAUGGUAAGCGUUCUCACCCCAAAAAUGAUAAAUGUCCAUGUAAAGGAAUGUACUUUUUGUUUCAUAAGAUUUGACUAUUCUGCUACAUGUGACCAUUCUGCUAAAUAUGUCAUAAAUGAUAAUACAUAUUCUAACAUUUGUCACUUUAAACUCCUAAUGAAAAAUUAAGAAUGAUUAAUUUCAUCAAUGACACAAUUAUUCAUGAUCUCUUGGGUGUGCCAUUAGCUCGGUUUGGUUAUUGAUCACUUAAAUGGGAUGAUUUUCAUAAUUACUCCAUUGAGCACUAAAUAAAUAAUAACCAUGUGCCAGCUGAUAGAGUGCAGUUGUAUGCUUUUUACACAGAGCAAAGCAGCUCCCCGCAUCUGUCAGCAGAAGCCGCAUCUGCUACAGCAAUCCUCCAGAACUUCAGGGGCUUGAAGUCAUCAAUAUUCUCUUCCUUGUUCCCUUCCUCUUCAGAGUCAGGAAAGGACUCUGCACUCUCUGUCCUCAUCCUACCGAAUCCAAGUUAACAGUGAAGUCACUUCUGCAGUCUGACCACUUACUUGACUGACAGAAAGACAGUGUCUGAAGGACAUUUGAGAGCCUUGUGCUAGAACUGACAAAGCCUUACAGCUUACUUUGCAGGACAAUUUAUUUGUGCUCAUCUAUCCACGAGGGGGUCAGAAAUGGCAAUACUACCGUAUGACAAGAAAUAAAAGAUCUCUCUCACAACAUAAACAGCUCUCCUAAAUCAUUUGUGUAAUGGUACCGUUCAUUUCCCCCACUGGCAAAUCUCAUCCCUCCUGGUAGAAGAAGUACGGACUGUAAGUGACAUCAAACAGGUGACAUUAAUCAGCAUUAGUGACACUCACAUGCUUUAUAAAUAGUUUCCCUAAUGAAACCUUACCCAGGAUGCUAGGCUACUAUCUCCAUCUCUCUAAUCAUUUCUUCCUGUAUCUUCGUUUGAUCUUUGUUUACUUCGGCAAGAAUGGGAAAGCGCCUUCUCUAGCCUCCCUUCGAAAUUGGCCUGAGAAUCCUGCUGAGCUCCUAAAUUGUGACAUUUACAAUAUUCAAUUGCGCUGUUAUGUAAAGCACACUUAGCAUAUUUGUAAGACAUGCUGCAGUUAAUCAUUUUUUUAUUGUCCAUGAGAUUAAAUGUAAGCAGUGAGGAACCUUAAUCCCAAACUGUAUUGAUACAAAUUAUGAUGAGCCAGCAUGUGCUAGACAACUCUUGUUCAUGCUCAUAUUCCCGCCCACCCCCCUUCUGCUCUCUUCUGUACAGCAUUGAAGCUACAUUUUCUAGAAUUCCUCAUGCUUCUUCUGGGUCAGUUACACUAAUGA